Molecule: messenger RNA, 498 nt
Organism: Adineta ricciae
Lineage: Eukaryota; Metazoa; Rotifera; Eurotatoria; Adinetida; Adinetidae
Source: the annotation of a GenBank genome assembly
AUGGCAAGUGAAGAACAUCGUCGACGUUCUUCUCCUCGGCCCAAACAUCUCAAACCACUUUGUUUACGUCGAAGUGUUUCAGUAGAAGAGAAAUCUCAUGGAUCAACUAUUUCGUCGAUCGAUCCAUCAUUGAGCUCAUCACUUCAUUCUCUAUGUCUUCGAUUACGUCCACAUCAGUUAUUACCCGAAUUCAAUGAGAAUAUCGCACAGGCAUCGAAUGAAAAUGAAUUUGACUGGUGGAAAUCAGCAUCACAUCUGCGUCCGUUACUUCAAAAUAUUAUUUUAUAUCAGAAUUUUACGAACGAAUUCAAAGAUGAUAAAGGAGAAGAUAAUAAAAUUUAUCAGAAAUUUUGUAAAUCGAAACGAUAUCGACGACGAAAUGCCAUUUGUGAUAUUGUCGAUCGGUUGUGUUACAAUGAACAAGCGACUUUAUUUUCAACAAUUGCAAUUGAUCUUCAAAUUGAAUCGAAUCUGAUUUCAUCAGGUUUUCGACUUUGA